Molecule: messenger RNA, 324 nt
Organism: Aegilops tauschii subsp. strangulata
Lineage: Eukaryota; Viridiplantae; Streptophyta; Magnoliopsida; Poales; Poaceae
Source: RefSeq, a predicted model, not a curated record
AUGCCGCCGCCCAUCCGUCCUCCGACCUCGCCGUCUGGCCUCGCCGCGCCGGAAUUUAGCUGGAUGGAGCCACCACCGCCGCCGGGUGCGUCAUACCAUGCUCCUCCGCCGCCGCCGCCGCCGCUGGUCCGUCCGCCUGGGCCUCCCAUGGCUCCAACUCCUCCCGUCGCCGCCACCGCCACCCUCAAGAGGAAGGGGCAAGGGAGCCAUCUCGUUCAAAGCGGUGCACCCGGCGCGGCAGUAUCGAGCGUUGCCCCCGCUUCGGUUCCACGCGCCUCGCCCAAGAGGAAGAAGACCGCCUCGACCGGCCCCACCAGCGCGUGA